CUCUCAAAACACUAUUUUAAUCAAGGUUUUUUAUAAGCUCUUAGACAAGUAUAUCGUGUCUUACAACAAUGGAGGUCAGUUGUUUCAGCCAAAAUGUCCUUUUAGUUACCCUAUUGCUUGCCAUAGCUGUCAGCUUGGUGGAAAGCCAGGGCACCAAGGUUGGGUUCUACUCAACUUCAUGUCCUCGAGUUGAGUCCAUCGUGAGGUCGACGGUUCAAUCCCAUUUCGGGUCUGAUCCCACUAUUGCUCCUGGUUUGCUCCGUAUGCAUUUCCAUGACUGCUUUGUCCAUGGAUGCGAUGCUUCCAUCCUUAUUGAUGGACCUGGCACUGAGAAAACCGCCCCACCGAACCUCUUGUUGAGAGGUUACGAAGUCAUUGAUGAUGCCAAGACUCAGCUUGAAGCUGCAUGCCCUGGAGUUGUUUCGUGUGCUGAUAUUCUAGCCCUCGCUGCUCGUGAUUCUGUAGUUCUGACCCGUGGAGCCAGCUGGGCAGUGCCGACAGGCCGCCGAGAUGGAACGGUUUCACAGGCAUCUGAUGCGGCCAAUUUGCCAGGCUUCCGUGACUCAGUCGAUGUGCAGAAGCAAAAAUUUGCAGCAAAGGGUCUCAAUACUCAAGAUCUUGUCACCCUUGUUGGAGGCCACACGAUCGGUACUACAGCCUGCCAAUUCUUCAGAUACAGGCUUUACAACUUCACCACGACCGGAAACGGAGCCGACCCUGCUAUCACCGCCGCAUUCGUUUCCCAGCUUCAAGCGCUGUGUCCGCAGAACGGUGAUGGGUCAAGGAGGAUUGGAUUGGACACAGGCAGCGUUAACAGAUUUGAUAACUCUUUCUUUGCCAACUUGAGAGAUGGGAAGGGAAUACUGGAAUCUGAUCAAAGGUUAUGGACUGAUGCUUCCACCAAGACCUUUGUCCAACGAUUCUUGGGCAUUAGAGGCUUACUUGGAUUGACCUUUAACAUUGAAUUUGGAAGGUCCAUGGUGAAGAUGAGUAACAUUGAAGUGAAGACAGGCACUGUGGGUGAAAUUCGCAAAGUUUGUUCUAAAGUUAAUUAAACCGAACAUAAUUUGAUGUUUUUAUCAGCGUAAGCGGAUAAAAACUAAAAGCUCUUCAUUCAAAAUAAUACAAUCAGAUAUGUGUUUAUGGAUAGAUACGCAAGUGACUGAUCGAAGGGAAGCACUUGAUUUAUACAAUCAGAUAAUAUGUGUGUGUCUAUAUCAAUUUAUUAAGUGACAUUGCUUAAAAGCAGCCUAAUUUGUUUAUA
Messenger RNA from Gossypium raimondii (Peruvian cotton), 1264 nucleotides. Its product is annotated as peroxidase N1. Gene Ontology annotation, biological process: response to oxidative stress; hydrogen peroxide catabolic process. Gene Ontology annotation, molecular function: heme binding; peroxidase activity. The transcript is spliced from 3 exons. The record is from RefSeq and is a predicted model, not a curated record. The coding region runs from base 69 to 1055 and encodes 328 amino acids. NCBI's taxonomy places the organism in Eukaryota, Viridiplantae, Streptophyta, Magnoliopsida, Malvales, Malvaceae. Gene Ontology annotation, cellular component: plant-type cell wall; plasmodesma.